Messenger RNA from Marchantia polymorpha subsp. ruderalis, 4994 nucleotides. NCBI's taxonomy places the organism in Eukaryota, Viridiplantae, Streptophyta, Marchantiopsida, Marchantiales, Marchantiaceae. The record is from the annotation of a GenBank genome assembly.
AGGGAGCGUGCUUCGAUGCAAGAGACGAGAAGCAAGAGUUAGGAGAGGGAGAGGGCGCGGUCACCGAUCGGUGGACCGAAGAGCGAUUGAUUGCUCGUGCGAGAGAGUCGCGAGGCAGGCAGGCCAGGGCACUGAAAGGCAGGCAAGGGAAGAGAGAAGAGAGGGAUUCGACUCUCGUCAUUCACGCACUUCUUGAGGUCUUGACUCCGCGAGAGGCAGACCUGAGAACGAAGAAGAAGAAGGGCGGAAGCACGAACGAAAAAACGGACGAAAUUGUCGGUUGCAUCGUUCUGUUUCCUGUUGUGUUUUCUUGACAGGAAUCGGUCAUUCUUUGCAUUUUCUUUCGGUCUGUUGCGCCUCGGGCCUCGGCCAGGCAAGAGCGAUUGAGCGAGCGAGCGAGGUCUUUUACACCGAUUGAGAGGAAGAGGCGAGCAACGGCGAGAGAAAAUCGCGAGCGCGCGUGCGCGACGGGGCCUUUGGGGUUCUGGUGGGCGUGCCCGGGUGGAGGAGAGAACAGGCGCCUCUUCGAGCAGUUGAGGAAUGAGUAGUGCCGUUGUCUUCGGUCCGUGCGAGCUGAGAUCGCUGCUUUCUUGGAGAAGUUUUCGGUGGAGGUUGUGACAGUUCCGCGCUCUGGGUUGUGGAAAGAGUGCGCGAGAGAUAAAGAGUGGCAAGGUUGUUUGUAGAGAGUGCGCGAGAGAUAGUCGAGAAACUCAUAAGAUCUGUGAUACUCUUGCCAAUCUGGAUCGGUUGGCGCAUCCUCGUUGAUACGGAAGGCGAGGCACUGGAGUCGAAAGAUGGAGACUGUGGUUCUGCCAGCGCAAGAUCACCUUGCACAAGAAAGAUACAGAUAUCAAAGUAGAGUCAUGUCGGGAAUGAUCUACCCUCUCGGUGGUCUUCCCCGGACGCGAAGGAAGGUCAAAACGCCUUCGCAAGUAUUCGCUGCUUCGAUACACUCGGAGAACGUCCGAGUCUCCUCGAAUCAGAACGUCCCUGCGGUCGACGCGCGGAGUUCGCCUGUGGGAGCCGCGGCUCAACUCGAUUUGACCUUCGGUCUCCUUCGCGGCGCCCGCUUCUCCUCCUCACCCCCGACACGCCACAUGUCGGGAUUGAAUACACCGCAAUACCGCCUACAUAGUACACCUUCUCAAGGACUCACCCGAAGUGAAUCGUCCCGAAGCGAGUCUACGUCACCGGUUCUGUCAAAGCAGCAACAAGCGGCCAGCCCUUUCUCGCCGUCGUCACUCUUGAACGGAAGCACUACGUGCCCUUCUCCCGUGGCGAGAACGCGGUCUGACGGUGAAUUGUUGUCCAGUUUGAAGAAAGGCGGCGAGGUUGAGAAGACCUCUGAGAGAAGAAAGUCCUUCGAGAAGAAUUUUGACAACAACAAGAAUGGAUACGAUAGGAAGAUGGUUGAAAACAAGUUGGUCGAGAAGUUGGUCGAAAGAUACGAGAAGCCUGUUGACAAGAGGAAGAUGUUCGAGAGGAAGGCGGUCGAGAAGAAAGCCCCUGCAUGCAAGAACCAGGAAGACAGACCUGUGAACCCGCCGAAGAAGGGUGUUAUCACAAUCUUGCAGAGACCCCAGACGAAGGAAGCCGCUGCUGAGAACCUUGCCAAGAUUACAGGCAUAGCAGUGGAGUCGCUUCAGUUGGCGAAGCCUAGCCGUGGUGGUGUUCCCGAGCAAGCUAAUGAGGAUACGACACGGAAAGAUGUCGAUCCAGUUUCUCAAGUCGUUGUUACCGAAGAUCUCCGAGACACGGAGGGUGGUUCGAGAGAAGCAGAGCCGGGCAGCAUUCACGCCACCAAGGGAAGGCCUGGAUCGCCGAAGGGUGGGAAGAAGAGAUCUGUCCGUGAGAACACCCGGAUUUCUGGAGCUCGUUCUACUGCCACCUCCCAGGUCGUCGAGAAGGCCGGUAGACAAGGCGUGGGGAAUGCUUCCAAUGGCCAUUCUGCACAAGCGUACUUUGAGAAGGAAGAGAAGCGAAAUGCGAACGAACAAAGGAGGGAGGCGAGCCCUGUCUCGUCCCACUCCAGUAGAGAAGGUAUCGGUGCCAGCAAGAACCCAGGGGUCCUGGUUCUAUCCCCGGAGGAUUAUUCCUCUGCCCACACUCUCUCAGAUACUCAGUCGAAGAAAAGCCACGCGAGAAACAACUCUUCGACCGAUGCUGGACACAGGUCAAGUGAGGAAUAUGUCGGGAAGCAACGUGGAGUUGCCAAGAGUGACAGCUUCGGUAGAUUCGAGAGUAGUUAUCCAGAGAUUCCCAGAGUUGUUAGAAGUGAAAGCUGUGAAAUCUUUCAUCCAUCAUCGCCCCCGACUGCAGCCGCCGAGAGAUGGGCUGGUCCGGCUUAUUCCAAUUCUCCUCCCCCGAGUACUCUUCCUUUUCCUACGUUCCCAACUCAACGCACCAAAUCGUCGCUUAAUGGUGUGUCGCUAGGUGGGCUCUUGGAUCCUCUCUUUCCUGAGGUGGUUCCUAUCAAGUCGUCUUCUGCCCCAUCUUCACCAACUCGUGUCUCCGCAGCGUUCUUUUCUGAUCCCAGAGCGGAGGCACCGCGUGUGGAUCCAUCUUCUGCAACGAAAGACUUGAGAAGAAUUUUGAACUUGGACGUGGAGUACACCGUGGGGCUAAUGGAAGCUGAAGUUUCUUUUCUUUCCUCGGAUGCGGAGCGCCUGGCGUCUGUUAUAAAAGCCAAGGAGCAACAAUCCGCCACACAAAGUUUGAAGAGGAUGUUGCAACUCGGAUGAUACGAAUGGCCGAGAGCCGUGUUCGUUCACCGAAAUGUGCAUUUAUCUUUGUAGAUUUUCUAAUCUUUGUUUUCCCAAUUUUUUUAGAUGAGCUCAUGUGAGUUCUCCGUAGGAUGUAUAUGGAGUGUACAGUGGGUGUAUAGAGGUGCUUGGAGAACUUGAAAUACUCAAAAUGGGUCAUGGUGCUUACAGUAAGUACUGCAGCUUUAUCCCCGCGUGGCUGGCUUUCACGAAUGCUGGGCGCCACUAAUGGGGACGAUGGAGCCUUGGAGACAAGUGUUGAGAGGAAGGCUGCUGUCAAGAUACUAGCGACGUUUGAAGGCAUGGUGGCAGUAACCUGCGUAUUGUGCUUUGUAAUCAAGACUUACCUUGGCCGUCUGCUAUGGAGCAGCAGGUCGGGGGUUGCUACAUCGAUGUAGUUCAGGACGUACUAUCCGGAAGUUUUUUGGUCUCCAGGAAAGACUGGUGAUCACUUCCCCGAUCGUCGGCCUUGGAGUUGUAUGUACUUAUAUUAAUAAGUAGUCAGAUACAGUAUUAUUGUGCUCAUUGAAUAGGAAAAGUCUCUAGGCCAGUUAGACAAUUUUUUUUUUUCAUCAAAUUUUUUUCCCGACGGUAGAUGCUACUUUUGACCCAGGAGUGGGUUGAUAGAGAUAGAUGUUCAUCCAUAGACAGGUUCGAUACUUCUUGUACCAUAGUCUCUGCUGUACGCAGUACCCGAUUAGACGAUGUUCCAGCAAAAUGUGUGAAAGGUUGGAGAUAGCUUUGUGAACUAAUUCGACGAUGGAGGGAGAAGCUGAAAUUCGGAAGAUUUGCUGUAUUCAAGUGGAUCCUCAGCAGAGGAAGUCCUGAUGACGGUGGUUGAAGCUGAAGAUGAAUAUCUCUACGCCGGUGCCGACGAGAGAUAUGCUUCGAACGGAUGUUGAAGUAUCACCUUAAGUCAUCAGGAGGAUUGGUCUCGAAGUGGUAUGGGAAGAAGGAGAUGGGAUUCGAAACAUCUGUGCUCUUCAACUAUCCUGUGUACGUGGACGUUGUGUUUUCCGGGAGGAAUGUUUUUACCCGAGAAGCAAGUGGAGCUAUGGCAAGAUCUGUGAAGUCUACAAUGUUAAAGCUUGGGUGGGAUUCUGUUGGGCCGUUGCCAGAUAGCAGCCUACUUUUUAAUUGGUCUGCUAUCUCAUGUAGGUUGUCAACGUGUCCUAAAAGCGUAGUCUUCUAGCAUCCAGAAGGCAAGAGGAGCUGCUCGUGUGCUGGUCGUGAACUAAGCAUGGAGGAGCUGCUGUUGUUGUAUGAUACGUGUGGUACUGAAAGCGGAAGCGGCCUUGGGUAGGACGCUGUGAGAAAAGUGGAGGUGUAGUAGAUCUUCGUUGGAAGAGUUCUCUCGGUUGUGAUUGUAGUAUUUGCCGGUAGAGAAUCAUAGUGUGCAAGCCCUUUUAUCUUUUUGGAGGGCGAGGAUGGAUUUAGUUAAGUUCUCGGAUGGAACGUCGAUUGGGAGUAGUCUUGACUUCCGCAAGGGGUUUCUCCUAGUGGUUCCGGAGGCGAAACACAAAUUUUUUGGUGUCAGUCUCGCACGGAGCACGGUGAUGAACUGUGGAGUGGUUGGCAUAGCAGCUUUGAGGAAGUUGCAUGAAAGAAAGGGAGGCUCUGUGUCGGACAUUUGUUUAACCACCAUUAGGGAGGUUAGAAUUGGAAGUCUACCUCGCGGUACGUAGCAACUUGCGCGCAUCCGGGUGGACGUGUCAUCUUCCUCGUUGAUAUGUCGAGCCGCUCUCACAGUAUAUACGUACAUAGUCACAUAGGUAUCGUAGGUCUGUUCAAUUCUCUAGAGAAUGAUCUAGGUGAUAGAGAGCAGCGAAAAGGCCCUUCAGAACGGUCGCUUCCAUCGGAAAGUAAAGGUGAGAGGUUUACUUGGCCGUUGACGUUCUGAAGGCAGGGAGGGGUCUGUCUGCUACAGGAGGCAGUCCCCCUCUUUGAACAAGGUGACCGAGGUUCGUGGAGUCAUGUGCUGGUCGUAUUCGGCACUGAUGGAGCUAUUGAUGGGGAGCUGUUAUUACCAUCAUGGAGGAAGUCGAAGAGUAGAUGUGGAAGGGAAACGGUCCGAGGGAACAUCACGAUCUGGUGAAGCUCUACUUGACGGGGAAGAAGGGAAAGAUUGAGACUCAACUCUCUUUCUUCCUUUUCAUGUUUAGAACUCAGCCAUGUUCAUUGCAUAGUCUGCAAGAUCAUGUCAGUAGUAAAUAAGAGGCCGUUUAUAUGUGG